AUGAGUGAACCAAAGCCUAAGCCAUCAAGCCCGACGGUGCAAGUGUCACAAUGGGUAUCAAAGCUGAAGCUGGAUGACAUCCCGGAGCGAGUUCGUACUCGAGCAAAGUACCUAAUCCUCGAUGGACUGGCAUGUGCAUUUGUCGGAUCUCAUCUACCUUGGUCCGAGACGGCAGCGCAGGCGAUCCUCAACCUGGAGCCAAUGCAGGGAGAUGCGUCGCUCAUCAGGUGGGAAGGACGCAAGGUUACCGCUCUCACUGCCGCGCUUCUAAAUGGAACUUUUAUCCAGGGUUUCGAGCUGGAUGACUGGCACAGCGGGGCUCCCCUUCAUUCGAACAGCAUCAUUCUGCCAGCUCUGCUUGCCGCUACGCAACAAGCCAAUGCACAUGUAUCUCACUCCACAACCUCCGGACAAGACUUCCUGCUCGCGACUAUCGCGGGUUACGAGACAGGGCCACGUGUAGGACGCUCCCUCUGGGGCACACAGGUUCUCUCAUCAGGCUGGCAUUCUGGAGCAGUCUUCGGACCUGCUGCUGCUGCCGCCAGCGUGAGCAAGCUUUACGGGCUCAAUGCAGACAAGAUCGAGGAUUCUUUUGGGAUAGCCGACGUCAAGCGCAUGCACCAUGGGUUUGCAGCACGGAACGGUCUUCUGGCUGCUGUCUUAGCACAAGGCGGUUAUGUGGGUAUCAAGCGAGUUUUCGAGCGCGAGUAUGGAGGCUUCUUUAAACAAUUCAGUUCUGGAAAUGGGAAGCAGCCCCAAUAUCGACUAGAAGAGUUGACGAGCGAGCUGGGAACUAAGUGGCAGACGGACGGUAUUCGGAUCAAGCCGUAUGGAGCGAUGGCAGGUACACAUCCUAGCAUUGGCUGUAUCCGCCGUCUACAGGAACAAAAUCCUGAUCGAAUGAAGGGGUUCGACGAGAUAAAGGAAAUCGACAUCCUUCUUGGCGAAGCUGCUUUCCAUCACGGAGGCUGGAGAGCCGUCAAGCCUCUCACAGCAACAGGAGCCCAGAUGAGCAACUCGUUCACGACCGCAACACAGAUUGUUCAUGGACAAGUUUUGAUGCCGCAGUUUACCCCCGAGAUGCUCGUUGAUAAGGAUGUCUGGAGACUUGUCGAUCUCACUGAGUGCAGACUCCAUAUUACUGAUGGUGACUCAAUCGGCUGUCAAGAAGUGAGGAUUAAGUUUGAAGACGGGACAGUCCUACGUCACGGUGUGCCGAAUGCGUUUGGCGUGGAUCCACCUCUAUCUAACGAAGAUAUAGUGGCCAAAUGGAGGCAACUAACAAAGGACAUUGUUGCUAAUGAAGUAGUAGAAAAGAUUGAGGAGAUAGUGUUGUCUUUGGAGGAGCAGGAUGAUCUUGUAACACUUUUUGAGCUUAUUAGUCAAACAUCAAAGAAUCCGCUGGCCAAAUAG
This is a messenger RNA of Fusarium redolens, 1413 nucleotides long. RefSeq lists its product as uncharacterized. Gene Ontology annotation, molecular function: lyase activity. The transcript is spliced from 2 exons. The record is from RefSeq and is a predicted model, not a curated record. The coding region runs from base 1 to 1413 and encodes 470 amino acids. NCBI's taxonomy places the organism in Eukaryota, Fungi, Ascomycota, Sordariomycetes, Hypocreales, Nectriaceae.